AGUUCAAGGCGCAAUGUUAUGACGAAGCAUUUAGGCCAUAAUACAAACAAAAAGCUGAACGAAGGACGUAGUAAGUAGAAAAAAUCUAAAACAUUCAACCAAUAAAAGUUGGGCGGGGCCAAUUCCAGUAGCCUAUGGCCUUGGCGUGCAACGCGUGAGACUUUCUUCUUCUUAUUAAACCCUUGACGAAUCGAUUGGUAAAGCGCAUCAUCUUGAACGGAGCAAAAUUGUUCUGUGCUUAAAUAGGCGCCCUUUUGUACGUUCAGACAUAGGCUACGCUACAUUUCAUCAAGAUGCAAACCAAUGUUAUGUCCGACAUGAUUGAAUUAAACGGUAAAGACUUGGGCAGGGCGCUCUGCAUCAUCACCGGAGCGUCGAAAGGAUUUGGCCGAACCAUAGCGAAGGAGAUACCCAGGUUCCUCAAACAGAGGUCGGUGCUUGUGCUGGCUGCACGGUCUGCCGACCAUCUGAGGGACGUUCAAGCUGAAUUAGCCGCAUCGGAGGCAAACAAAUUCGGUCUGGUGACAAGGUGUGUGGUUGCAGACCUUGCGAUGAAAGAAGGCGUCGAAAGUGUCAUUAGUGCGGCGAAGAAGGUCUCUUCGGAAGAUAUGGAUCAUCUGAUUUUAGUGAAUAAUGCUGCCUCUUUAGGUAAUGUAUCUCGCUAUGCCCAGACCUUCACCAACAUAGCAGAAGUGGACUCCUAUCUGUCCUUCAACAUCAGCUCUGCCCUGAGCCUCACAGCUGGGGUGCUGCAGGCAUUUCCAAAAAGCCCGAGCCUGCGACGUAGCGUUGUCAACAUCAGCUCCCUGUGCGCCCUGCAGCCCUUCCCCUCGUGGGUGCUGUACUGCACGGGCAAGGCUGCCAGAGACAUGAUGUUUCGAGUGCUGGCGGAGGAGGAGCCGGAUCUGAGGGUGCUCAACUACGCCCCAGGUCCCCUGGACACAGAUAUGCAGGUGGAGGCCAGAGCCAACACAGCCGACUCCAAUGUGAGGCAGUCCUUUGCAGUCAUGCACUCUCAAGGUCAGCUCCUGACCUGUGAAGAGUCCUGCGCCAAGCUCAUGAAGGUGCUCCUGGAGGACAACUUCCCUUCCGGAGCUCACCUGGACUACUACGACUUAUAAACAGGAAGCAAGACCCUCAUUUGAAGGGGCUUUGUUUGAUAUAAAUCAAAUGAGGGUCUUGUAGUGGUCAGUUUUCAAAUGUAUUUACCAUUUGUUUGAUAUAAUGUUGAUCCAUCUAAUAGCUUUGGAAGUUCUUUAAUUGUCCCAAUGGGAGCCCUACAUUCCUGUCAGAGGGUUCACCCACAGUGGGUUGGCUAAAAAACAAUAUUUUUUCACCAACUGAAAUUUGUUUUAGGUCAGCUUUGCAAAAUUAGAGCUUUUGUUUAGCCAAUUACAAUGUCCUGCUUUUACCAAAUUUGUGACUUGAUGAUCUCUGCCAAGAUACACUGGCAAGUUUGAAAUCAAGUACCGUCUGUUCUCAUUGGUUUAACAAUGAUUAGUUAUUGCCCGUCAUAUGAUGAUGAUGAUGAUGAUGAUGAUGACUGUGCCUUUAUCCUAGAAUAGUUUUUAAUAUCGUCCUUUGGUUUUGAUAAUACUGAAUUUAACUAGACAUUAGCUUGUAAAACCUAAUUCUUCAACCAAGGUUUGUUAUUACAUUAUAUCUCUUAACAUCCUAACACUGCUAAAGUGGGUUUAGACCGUACAUGGCAUGUGUCUGAUACCUUCUCAGAUCCAAGCCAGUGUGAAAUAUCUUUCAAAUUAUGCUAACAAAAUGUAAUGAUUUUCUGUUAUGUGUUAUGUAUAAUUAUAUAUAAAUCAUUUGAGUAACACAUUACACAUACAUUUGGUUUGCUUAAUGUGCACUUUUUGGUUUGUUUUUCACUGAAUCCAAAACUACCCAGCCAUAACUUGGUCAUGGCACACGUCUUACACAAUUUCACAAUUGGCAAUAUUAAGUAAUACAAAGGUUCACACUGCUUUUAUCCAAAGUGGUGUACAGUGUGUGUGUAUACAGCAUAAGGCAGUAUUGUAAAUCAAGAACUAGAAGUCAACGGCUUUUUCCAAACAAGUUCUACUGAGCAGUGUAUGAAACAGUUGGAUACAGAUGUAUCUUUGUAGUUUAGCAUGACUGAAUAAUGAUAGAAAAAUAACCCAGAUUAAUCCACUGACUGAAAAGGAUGAAGCUGUACCAAAACAUACCAAAUUGUAAUGCAAUUAUACUCAUGACCAAUUCUAACCCUGCAACCACAGCCACUCCGUCGCACACACAUGCUAACUAUAAACAGCUUGUUUAUCUCAUGCAGUAUAUUGCUCAAAAGACUUUUGUUUCAAUAGCUUGCUUUUUUAUUUCAAAUCACAGUGUGAUGUGAUGACCCAUAAAGUUCAAUCACAAAAUUCCAAUAAAAAAAUAUUGCGUCACAUUCUGGGAGUAGCUCAAAGGAGUGGUGAAGGGGGUGUGAAGGAUCUUUAAGUGAUGGAGUCUGCCUUUUGUUUUACUACGUGACUGUAAAGGUUUGAGUUCUACCAGGAUGCUGAAUGUGAAAACUGAUUCGAUGAGUGCCAGGUGUACUGCUGUUAAAAUGUCUUCUCAAAUUAAAACAUUUCAGCUUUCGCAGUAGAA
Molecule: messenger RNA, 2622 nt
Organism: Osmerus eperlanus (European smelt)
Lineage: Eukaryota; Metazoa; Chordata; Actinopteri; Osmeriformes; Osmeridae
Product: sepiapterin reductase-like
Exons: 3
Coding region: 294-1121 (275 amino acids)
Biological process (GO): tetrahydrobiopterin biosynthetic process
Molecular function (GO): sepiapterin reductase (NADP+) activity
Source: RefSeq, a predicted model, not a curated record